Molecule: messenger RNA, 807 nt
Organism: Cucurbita pepo subsp. pepo (vegetable marrow)
Lineage: Eukaryota; Viridiplantae; Streptophyta; Magnoliopsida; Cucurbitales; Cucurbitaceae
Product: putative CCR4-associated factor 1 homolog 8
Cellular component (GO): CCR4-NOT complex
Molecular function (GO): poly(A)-specific ribonuclease activity; nucleic acid binding
Source: RefSeq, a predicted model, not a curated record
AUGGGUAGAAGAAAUCGAGCACGUCCUAGAAGAAGAACACCUUCGAUCCAAGAAGUUUGGGCUUCCAAUUUCGAUCAUGAAAUCCUCCGCCUCGAACGCUGCCUUCAAGCUAACCAUAUCCUAUCCAUCGACACCGAAUUUCCUGGGUGCAUUAGGAGCACCCCAUGGGGCUCGAUCGAUGAACGCGUCUACGAAGAUCUCCGAUUCAACGUGAACCAAACCAAGUUAAUUCAACUGGGUUUAACAGCUUCUGAUGAAUCUGGGCAAGUCGCCGGCUCAUGGGAGUUCAACUUCUCCGAUUUCGACCAUCAAAUCGACACUCAAAAUCCUUCAUCGAUUUCGUUUCUGGAACAGAACGGUCUCGAUUUUGCGAAGCUCAAGAAACAGGGGAUCCCCUUAAGCCUAUUCACUCUAAAAUUCUCGCGUAUCAUACGAAGAAGCCGUGUUCGUAAAUGGGUCACAUUCCAUGGAUUAUACGAUAUUGGGUAUCUUGUGAAGGCGAUGGGGGUAGCCGAGGAGUUGCCGGAAUCAAUGGAGGAAUUUGCAGAGAUGGUGGCGCGUGGAGUUGGGGUUGUGAGGGAUUUGAAGGAGGUGGCUCGGUGGUGCGAAGGGCUGGAACAGGGGAAGGUUGGGCUUGAGAGACUUGGGGAAUUGCUGGGCGAGAAGAGGUUUGGGAUGAAGCACCAUGCUGGUUCGGACAGCUUGUUGACUGCUUUUGUGCAUGCGAAGAUGGCGCGGUGGCUCGGUUUGGAAUCAGGGUGUAUGACGGCCAUUUGUAUGGGCUUCAGAACAAGUUCAAGGACAUGA